This is a messenger RNA of Fibroporia radiculosa, 837 nucleotides long. RefSeq lists its product as uncharacterized. Gene Ontology annotation, biological process: conversion of methionyl-tRNA to N-formyl-methionyl-tRNA; biosynthetic process. NCBI's taxonomy places the organism in Eukaryota, Fungi, Basidiomycota, Agaricomycetes, Polyporales, Fibroporiaceae. The record is from RefSeq and is a predicted model, not a curated record. The transcript has 5 exons. Gene Ontology annotation, cellular component: mitochondrion. Gene Ontology annotation, molecular function: methionyl-tRNA formyltransferase activity. The coding region runs from base 1 to 837 and encodes 278 amino acids.
AUGCAGCCACCCGCUCCAUUCUCCUCUGCAUUGGCAUCUGCGCCUCCUCAUCCUCACGUCCUAAUCACUGCAUCAUUCGGACGUAUACUUCCAAAGACACUACUCGAUCUUUUCUCGCCUUCUCUGCGACUCAACGUCCACCCUUCUUUACUACCUGUAUACCGUGGCGCAGCACCCAUCCAACAUGCAUUGUUAGAUGGGCAAAAGGAGACUGGGGUAUGCAUAAUUGAGAUGAUGGAGCGCAAUAAAGGGAUAGAUGCAGGUGGGAUUUGGAACCAGAAACUAAUGGAUAUUCCUGAGAAUGCUACAUUUGUCACAUUGAGAGACAUCCUUGGUCGUGAAGGUGGAGAUCUUCUCGUUUCGGCGCUUCGAGACAUACUCGCCGGCAAGGCAACAUUGAUGCCUCAGACUACUGAUGCGGCAGCACGCCGCGCGCCAGUCAUUACCUCAAACGAUGCCAUUGUCAAUUUUACGACGAUGACCGCAGAAGACAUCGUUAGACGAUAUCGUGCGAUUUCCCAUCAGAAACCAAUCAUUGCAUAUUUGAAGACAAAUAGAUCUCUACAGUUACAUUCACCGUCGGUGCUCACCGACUCAAUGCAGGCUGUGGAUGAUAUCCUAACUGCGCCGGGGACUGCUAUCUACCACUCACCUUCCGCGUCGCUACUGAUUCGCUGUGCUUCUAACUCAAUCCUGUCUGUUCCUCAGGUCAAGCAGCAAGAUAGGUCAAUGUUGAAAGCCAAAGACUGGUGGAACGGUGUGAGACCCGAGAUGAGGCUGAGUGGAGGAGAUGAAGGUCCUGUGCAAUUCGUCAGAACGCAGAUCGUGGAGUCGUAG